CUCAACACCCAACACGUAAGCACCCACGACCCUCAACUCCACCACAUCGACAGCACCCUCCGCACCCAUCCUGACCUUCACAGUCUUGCUGCUACCCACGGCCUUCCAUACCCACCCCAUAUGGAACCAGCCUUCACGCCGCGGUAAACACCAAUCCUCACAUACAACUUCAGAUCUCCAAACAAUCAUACGGUCUUCCACCUCCACCACACCACAGCAUCAUCACCUCUCAGAGCCCGUAAUCACCAUUCUGGAACAACGCCCAUACAGCUCACCACCACAAUCAUCACUUCUGAAAGCCCAUAGCACCACUGCGCCUCAGCCCACGCAGCACCACUGCGCCUCAGCCCACGCAGCACCACACACCUCUAUCUGCAUGGAGAACAACGCCAUCGCAGCCACCCCUACGCCACCGAGCACUAACAACAUCGCAGGCACCACUACGCCGCCGCCGAGCAAUAACAACGCUACAAAAGGCGAAAGUUCAAAUGAUGAGCAUCUAAUUGAUAUUGAUACUGAAGUUUGGAAUGAUGCCGAUAAAGCGUCAAAUGCAAGAGAAAGGACUCCAAGUAUACCAAAGAUUCCGACCGCUUUGAGAAAUAGUCAAAAUCAAAAGUUGCCUCAGUGGUUUAAACCAAGCGUGAUUUCAAUUGGUCCCUAUUACUAUGAUAACAGGGAUUGCCGGGAAGCACAAAAGCUCAAGUCUGGGCAUGCUAAGAAGUUCAUUGAGGAAAGUCAGCAGGAGAAAGAUGUUUUGUACCUCAAAAUUAAGAAAAAGACACCGGAACUGAGGAAGUGCUAUGAUAAUAAGGCAAUAUGUGAAAUGACCGACCAGACACUGGCGACGAUUUUCUUGCUGGACGGGUGUUUUUUACUACAUUUCAUCAACUACAGCAGCAAGAAGGAUGGGUCCGAUAUUUUGGGUUUUACAAAUCAUGAAAUGGCUCAUAUAAAAGAGGACUUGUUCUUGCUGGAGAACCAACUUCCCUAUAAAGUCCUCAAGCUGCUGUUCAAGGACGCAAAAAAUUCAAGACCGUCGAUGGAAGAAAAGAUAAAAGAUUUCGUUGCAUCUCAUGUCCCCUCCCCUCGAGGAAUACGGCUAAAAGAAGUGAAUCCUAAACCCUGCCAUCUGCUCCACUAUUUGCAAGGCGUCAUUUUAGGCAAACCGGUAACAAUUAGCCCAACACAAAAACAGAACGAAGAAGACGAUGGACGUGGGAGAGGGAGACCCGAAUGGCACUCAUGUGAAAACGUCCAGGAGCUUAGGAAAGUGGACAUCCAUUUUAAGCCCAGUCCCACAAGUUAUUUGACAGAUAUUUCUUUCGAGCCUCUCUUUGGCACCACCGGAUGCCUCAAGCUUCCUACCAUUUCCAUGAACGCCUCCACUAUGAUAAUUUUCUUAAACUUGGUAGCCUUCGAAUCCUCAGAUACCACUAACAACCUUGGUGUAAUCUCUUACCUAUGCUUCCUGAAUUCACUCAUUGCUCGUUGGGACGACGUGAAGGAGCUUCAGGCAGCCGGAAUACUCCGAAACUUUUUUGGCGAACAAAGAGACGUGGCCCAAUUUUUCAACAACGUAUGCAGCAAAUUGGUACCAAAUCCUUCUGCUUAUGAAGAUGUAAAACUACAGAUUCAAAGUCAUGUUGACAGGCACCACAAUUGCAGAUUGCGCAAAUGGCAUGUUCAGUGCAAGCAAAAAUACUUCAGUAGCCCCUGGAGUUUGAUGGCUUUGACUGCUGCAGUUAUAGGACUAUCGCUUACUGCCAUUCAGACUUUCACAUCAGUCUUCCCCCUGUAGUCCACAACUGAUGAGGUACCCUCUUACUCCCAACUCCCACUCUUGUCUUGUCUACAUACUUGCACUACUCAUGCAAAGGGACUAUCGAUCUGAAGAGCUGGAUCUGACAGGCGUCAUCUCCUGCACUACUCAUAUAGAUACAUUUUCAGUCUAUCAUGCCUAGCUACUUAUUUAAUUUGGAGUA
Vitis riparia (riverbank grape) is the source of this 1982-nucleotide messenger RNA. RefSeq names its product UPF0481 protein At3g47200-like. The transcript has 2 exons. The coding region runs from base 377 to 1798 and encodes 473 amino acids. The record is from RefSeq and is a predicted model, not a curated record. Lineage: Eukaryota; Viridiplantae; Streptophyta; Magnoliopsida; Vitales; Vitaceae.